AUGGCGGAUUUCGAUACAGAUUCUCGGCAUCCGCGCCCACCGCAGCUUGCGCGGGAUACGCAGAGCGUACACGAUGCCACGUCAUCAUCCGGUGGCGUGACAUGGCAGGCGCCGUCCCCACCCUCCUCGUCCUCGUGGUGGCGGAAUUUCUUAAAAGCAGCCGUCCACGUCAAGAUCCCCUCCACCGCUGACGUGGCAGGUCUAGCUGGCAGCAGCGCCGUUUCCACGCCUCCCGCCGCUGCAAGCACCAGCACCAGCGCGAGCGGCAUGCGCGGCGCCACCAGCGGCGGUGGCGGCGGCAGCAGCGGCAGCGCGGGUUUGAGGGUAAUUCACGCUUUCGAGCCCGUGAGCAUUGGAAGUACCGAGAGCAACCCGCUUCUGGCGGAAACCUACCCAAUCCGCGAGGCGGAUGAGAAAGACGGCGCAGGGAAGGAAGGAGGAGUUAGCAUCGACCAUUCCACCCGUGCAAAUAGUGUCGACCAAUCAGCAUCCGCCCAGGAAUCGGCAUUCCCUAUGCCGCCACCUCCCAAGCCCCCGGCGCUCACGCGCUCUCUCUCCCUCCUCGACCUCAUCCUCCUCGGCAUCGGCGCUUCCAUUGGCUCAGGCAUCUUCGUCGUGACAGGUGUCGCCGCGCGAUUGGCCGGGCCGGCCGUGUCCCUGUCUUUUCUCCUAGCAGGCCUGGCGUCUCUCCUGAACGCGCUCUGCUACGCCGACCUUGCCGCCCGCUUCCCCGGCCGGGUGGGCGGCGCGUACCUCUACGGGCACGCGUGCCUCGGGCAGCUCGCGUUGUUUGUCCUGUUCUGCCACUUGGUGCUGGACUACCACGUGGGGGCGGCAGCGAUCGCCAGGAGCCUGGCGAGUUAUUUGGCGUCUCUGGUGGAGGUGGCAUCUGGGGCAGGGCUACCUGGCGUGCUCGCACCAGGAGGCCUCCCUGCGAUGCUAUCAGCCUCUGCACUCGUCUUCUUCUCCUACAUCGGCUUCGAUGCCGUGGCCAACACAGCAGAGGAGUCCCUCCAUCCCCGCCGCGACGUGCCCCGCGGCCUCCUCCUCGCCCUCGCCGCCUGCUCCCUCCUCUACAUCUCCGUCUCCCUCGUCCUCACCGGCAUGGUCCCGUACACGCUCCUCGACCCCGCUGCACCGCUCUCCACCGCGUUCGCCUCCCUCGGGUUGCGUUUCAUGGAGAGAAUUAUUGACAUUGGGGCUGUAGUGGGGCUGACAACUACUCUCCUGACCGGAUUGUAUGUGCAGUCUCGCAUGUAUCUGGCCUUGGCGAGGGAUGGGAUGCUGCCUGUGUGGUUUCUACAGGUGAAUGCGGGGAGUCAUGUGCCGGUGCAUGCGCAGUGGUGGGUGGGGGGAGUGGCUGCGGCGAUGGCGGCCGUGUUUGACGUGGGGAAGCUGUCGCAUAUUUUGUCGGUGGGGGUGUUACUGAGUUACUCUAUAGUGUGUAUGUGCGUGCUGGCGAUGAGGGUUGAGUCGUACCGUGGAGGGGGGAGUGGCUGUGCUGGUGUGGGGGAGGAAGGGGUAGAGCGAUUGGAUGAUGCACUUUUAGCACAAGAGGGUCGUGGCCUUGACUUCAACGGUCCCAUGGUGGUGUACAGCUGGCCCACGGUGGGGCGGGCGAGCUGGGAUUGGUCAGUCAUUCCGUGUAUUUUUCCUACUUCUCCCUCACGUGCCUCCCCUCCUCUCUCCCAGCGUGGCCUUGACUUCAACGGUCCCAUGGUGGUGUACAGCUGGCCCACGCGCGGCCUGGACUUCAACGGACCCAUGGAGGUGUACAGCUGGCCCACACGAGGCCUUGAUUUCAACGGGCCCAUGGUGGUGUACAGCUGGCCCACCGUGGGGCGGCCGUCCGUGUCGGUGGGGCUGGGGGUGAUCAGCCUGUACCGCCAGGACGAGAUCACCUGCAUGCAGGCUGCCCCUGACCUCAGGGAGCCGUCCGUGUUGGUGGGGCUGGGGGUGAUCAGCCUGUACCGCCAGGAUGAGGUCACCUGCAUGCAGGCUGCUCCCGACCUCAGGGAGCUGGAGUCAGACAACCUACUGAGAAUCCAUCUGUAUCGCAAUGACACGUGCAGGGACACGCUGCUCGAGAGGCUCGAGAGUAGGGCGGUGGAGGCGUUGGCGGAGGCUUUGGCCGAGGUGAGAAAUAGCCCGCAUCAUUCGGACAGUGAGUCAGUCCCGGGCAGCCCCCACUCCGCCGACUCGCUGUUCAGAUAUUUGAGAGAGUUUCCCGAGCACGCGGAUUUUGUGCGCGGGUACGUGCCGACGUCGGACGAUGGAUCUGUAUCCACAGUUGGCGACCUGCUCAACACCCUGAACGAGCUGUACCUGUUCUUCAAGGACGCUGAUUUGUCGGACAGAGAAAUAAAUAGAGUGUUGCACAUAUUCAACCACCCGGGAUACGAUCCUGCAGCGGUUCGGCGCUGGCAGAACGUCGCCGACGUGAGGCGGUUUGGGGAGGAACACGCGCCGGACGACAUGGUGCCGUGGCUCAAGGCAGAGAUUGAGGUGCGGGGCCCCGGAGGAAGGUCUCAGAUGCUAGAACUGCUGUACAAGGACACCAAGCUGGCGGAACUGCCGGAGGAGGAUUCUAUGGUGCUGGGUGUCAUCUCGUACAGCGACAGCACUUACGCGUCGGGGAACGGACGUCUACAGGCAUGGCCAAUGUUGAUGGGUUUGGUCAAUGUCCCGGAGGAGUUACGGUGGCGUGAGCCUGGGCACGCGCUAGUGGGUGUGCUCCCUUUUCCGCCGGAGUGGGCAUCGGCGACGGAGAAGACGCGGGUGUAUCAGGAGGCGUAUCGCAUCGUGAUGGGUCCGCUCAUGCACGGCCGGGGAGGUGUGGUCAAGGCAUAUCCAUGCCUCUAUGCAUUUGUUGGCGACUAUCCGGAAGGGUGCCGGGCCACAGCAACGAUGCAGCAGGCGUCGCACAGACCCCGCAAGUUUGGCGUGAAGGGCGAGACAAGGAGUGUCUUGGUGCGCAUCCCGGGUGGCUCCACCUUUUUCCGCAGCGGGGCGAAUUACGCGGCGUUCGAGUAUCGUGGCAUGAUGCAGGUUUUCCCUAUUGUCAUUUCCGACCUGUGUGUGGGGCGCUCUGCGGAGGAAAGGGACCAGAGGGAUAAGGAGGUUCGUGCCUUCCGCUACUAUGCGGUCUUCUACAAGUCCCUGCUGGCUGGCACCGUGAAGGGCCCCGUGCGCGGAAGCAACUGGAAAGACAUACCAAGGAGGAUUGUUGAGGAGGAGACGCAACGCAAGAUCACUCGGGAGAUUGCAGCGCUGUCAGGAGGAGGGAGAACUUACUACACCGCCCUGCGAGAGGCUGUGCGCAGCAUGAAGCCCGCGCUGACCCGCACCAGCAAGGCCAUGUGUCUCAUGACGGCAGACGAUCCACUGCGGAUGCUGUACAGGGAGACGGUCGGCAGCGAGUUUGACAACAUGGUGCACACCGCAGUGGCCAUCCCUAGCACGAAAGGGGGGUACUUGGUUCCGAAGGCGAUGUUCGUGAAAGCAAGCCCGAAGGAGAACUGGUUCACCGACAUUGCAAUACCGGGAGAGAGGGAGGAGGAGGAGGAGGAGGAGGAGGAGGAGUGGUGGUAUGCGCGGUGUCUCUGUAUUUUCAGGGCGGUGAACUACAGCGGGGAGGAAGGUGCAUAUGUAUUCGUGAAGUAUUACGAGGAAGAGGGGGUGUGUCCCCAGACACUUUGCCCCCAACUGGUGCCGGGGCGGAAGGAGGCCACGCACGGGAUCAUUGAAGUUGCAUCGAUCGAGCGCAUUGUCCACGUGUGCAAGUCCUUUACUAAUCCUAGAGUCAGGCUACUCAAUAGGUUUGCACUCAUCGACUGA
Closterium sp. Naga37s-1 is the source of this 3837-nucleotide messenger RNA. NCBI's taxonomy places the organism in Eukaryota, Viridiplantae, Streptophyta, Zygnematophyceae, Desmidiales, Closteriaceae. The record is from the annotation of a GenBank genome assembly.